Messenger RNA from Brassica oleracea var. oleracea, 892 nucleotides. RefSeq names its product myb family transcription factor APL. The record is from RefSeq and is a predicted model, not a curated record. The transcript is spliced from 6 exons. Lineage: Eukaryota; Viridiplantae; Streptophyta; Magnoliopsida; Brassicales; Brassicaceae. Gene Ontology annotation, molecular function: DNA binding; DNA-binding transcription factor activity. Bases 230 to 763 code for a protein of 177 amino acids.
CGAGAUCUAAGUUUGACACAUCUUAGCAAAAAAAAAGGAAAAAACAAGAUGGAUCAACUGACAUCCAACACCAUGGUCGAGGGAGGAGAGGAGAGCCGAGUCACCAUCAGGUCUCGUUCUCACCACCGACCCUAAACCUCGUCUCUGCUGGACCGCUGAGCUUCAUGAACGUUUCGUUGACGCCGUCACUCACCUUGGAGGCCCUGACAAAGCUACACCAAAGACGAUUAUGAGAGUGAUGGCUGUGAAGGGUCUUACACUUUACCAUCUCAAGAGCCAUCUCCAGAAGUUCAGACUUGGAAAGCAGCCUCACAACGAGCAUAGUCAUGGUCACUCCACUAAUAUUAGGGAUACUAAUAGAGUUGUUAAUCGACAUCGAUCGAUUACACAUGCAGCUUCCAUGUUGGAUCUUCAAAGGAAUGUUGUAUUCAGUACUCCUCACAUCAUUGGUCGCAAUAUGAACGAGAUGCAAAUGGAAGUGAAAAGAAGAAUAGAGGAAGAGGUAGAAGUAGAAAGACAGGUGAAUCAAAGGAUAGAAGCACAAGGGAAAUACAUGGAGAGCAUGUUGGAGAAAGCAUGUGAAACACAAGAAGCAAGUCUCACCAAAGACUACUCUACUCUCUUUUUCAACAACACAUCACCCCUCCCAAUUCCAUGGUUCGAGGAUCAUUUUCCCUCGUCUUCCUCCAUGGAUUCUACAUUGAAUCUUUCUGAUAUCAGUCUCAACUUCUCCCUCCAAGAUUCUCGGAGCUCUAUCAGCUAGAACCGUACGGUUUGUCUCGGUUAGAGAAUACAUAUGUAGGUCUAGCUAUUUGACUCCUCCUACUCUAGUAUUCUAAUGUGUAUAAAUGCACAAACUCACAUGUAAUAGUUCUGCCAAACAAUGAAGUAG